AUGGGCGAUAAAUUGUUGAAUGAAGAUUUCAUUCGAUUAUUUUGUCAAAAAAAUUCAGACGGCACCAUGCAUUUACGUCUUAAAGGCAACGAAUUGUAUCAGAGAUUCGGGUACGUAAAUAACUAUACUAAUAUAUUUAUUUAUAUUGUGGACCAUAAUAACGAUCAUUAUGAUAUGAGUUACAACGAUUUCGGUGACGAGGGUAUGAGAAUGUUAUCGAAAUAUUAUUGGAAUCAUCACAACAACCUAUUGUAUUUACAAGUAAUGCAAUGCGAUAUACAUGCGGCCGGCAUGGAAUAUUUUUCAUCAUCAAAAUAUUUACGUCUCAUCACCUGUGAACUGAAUGGAAAUAAAAUUGGAGCUGAGGGUGCACGGUUCAUAGCAAGACUGAUUGAGAGAUGUCCCACUUUGGUACUUAUCGAUAUUGCAGAAACGGAUCAGACUUUAGAAAGCGUGGAAUCAAUAUUAAUUGUCACAGAAGCGAGUAAUUUGAAAGUUUUAGACAUUUCUAGGAUAAUUCCCAAUAGCUUUUAUUCGAGAUAUAAUAAAUCUACUUUAGCUGACGAUUUGUCAGUUGCUCUAAAGUUGAAUGAGAAUCUGACCGAGUUACAUAUUCAAAAAUUAGAAUUUGAUGGGCACGAUGUGGAAAUCCUCUUGAGUGGUCUACUAGUAAAUAAGACACUACAAAUUCUCGAUUUGGGAUGCAACAGAAUCGGAGAUCUUGGUGUUGAAAUGAUAGCAGUUUGGUUAAAAUCCAGGCCAGCAUUGAGAGCUUUGAAUAUAUGUGCUAAUAAUAUUCGAGAUUCUGGUGCAAGAGCCUUGAGUAUGGGAAUGCCAUUCUCGAAUAUCCGAAUGCUGGAUAUAAGCGCUAAUCAUAUUACAGAUAUUGGCCUCACUGAUAUACUCGAUACAGCUAAAAAAUAUUGCAGGAUAAGAAUUCUCUUUAUGUGGGGUAAUAAAUUUGGACCUACUGCUUGUGCGAGACUUGAAAGAAUGCUGAAAUCAACCGUACUUGAGCAAGAAUAUAUUGACGUUAAAAUUUAUACCGUUGAUGAAAAAUAUGAAGCAGUAUAUUAUCCAACAAAUCAUUACAAAUCAAAUUAUUACGCAAUCACCAAACCUGCAUGUCCAAACGUUAUCAAGAUUAUACGAAACAAAAUUUAUGGUCCGGACGCUCUCCCACGGGAAUUAUUAAAUAUUCCACAUAUCGGGAGAUAUCCGAAGGUGGAUGAAAGUCUUGGAUUGUACGUUAAAAAGAAAAAAUAUUGCGAUGAAUAUGAUAAGUGUGAUACUUAG
Diorhabda sublineata is the source of this 1296-nucleotide messenger RNA. RefSeq names its product leucine-rich repeat-containing protein 34-like. The transcript has 6 exons. The record is from RefSeq and is a predicted model, not a curated record. NCBI's taxonomy places the organism in Eukaryota, Metazoa, Arthropoda, Insecta, Coleoptera, Chrysomelidae. The coding region runs from base 1 to 1296 and encodes 431 amino acids. Gene Ontology annotation, molecular function: protein binding.